AUGCUAACUUUUACGAAGGCGACAAUCAGCGAAUGGUUCCGCGACAGUGGCAAGCACGCCCUUGUGAUUUUUGACGACCUGUCGAAGCAGGCCGUCGCUUACCGCCAGAUGUCUCUGCUGCUCCGUCGUCCUCCUGGUCGUGAGGCCUACCCCGGUGACGUCUUCUACCUGCACUCCCGUCUGCUGGAGCGUGCUGCCAAGAUGAACGACAAGCUUGGCGGUGGUUCCAUGACUGCCCUGCCCGUCAUUGAGACGCAGGGCGGUGACGUGUCUGCUUACAUUCCCACCAACGUCAUUUCCAUUACCGACGGCCAGAUCUUCCUGGAGGCUGAGCUGUUCUACAAGGGUAUCCGCCCUGCCAUCAACGUCGGUCUGUCCGUGUCGCGUGUCGGUUCCGCUGCCCAGCUCAAGGCCAUGAAGCAGGUCGCCGGUUCGCUGAAGCUCUUCCUGGCCCAGUACCGUGAGGUCGCCGCCUUCGCCCAGUUCGGUUCCGACCUGGAUGCCUCCACCAAGCAGACCCUCAACCGUGGUGAGCGUCUGACUGAGCUCCUGAAGCAGAAGCAGUACUCGCCGUACGCCGUCAACGAGAUGGUGCCCCUGAUCUUCGCUGGUGUCAACGGUUUCCUUGACAACGUCCCCGUUGCCAAGAUUCUGCAGUGGGAGGCCGACUUCCUGGCCCACCUGAAGACGAACGAGACCGAGAUCCUGGCCACCAUUGAGAAGGAGGGUGCCCUGAGCAAGGACUCCGAGGCCAAGCUGCGCGACAUCACCGGCUCCUUCACCAAGAGCUUCCUGGGUUAA
Molecule: messenger RNA, 801 nt
Organism: Sporothrix schenckii 1099-18
Lineage: Eukaryota; Fungi; Ascomycota; Sordariomycetes; Ophiostomatales; Ophiostomataceae
Product: F-type H+-transporting ATPase subunit alpha
Exons: 1
Coding region: 1-801 (266 amino acids)
Biological process (GO): proton motive force-driven ATP synthesis
Molecular function (GO): proton-transporting ATP synthase activity, rotational mechanism; ATP binding; ADP binding
Source: RefSeq, a predicted model, not a curated record